UCGGAAUGAAACUUUCUGAAAGUUUUCGGAAAGGAAGCGGCGGAGGAGCGGUUUGGACGGCGAGGGGCACAGGAGGUGGCUCGGGAGCCCUCCGAGGUGAAGCAGAUUUCCUCUUCCAAAAUGACUUUCCGAUUUCUGGUUUUGUGUCUGGCAUGUUCUGGGCUUGGAAAGGCAAAGGUGGUUCCACAGGCUGAAGAAAUUCAAGUGAGGGUGGGUGACAAUGCCCCUCUGAGCUGUGCCCUGACAGAACCCAUGGAUGUUGUGCAAGUGACGUGGCAAAAGGGCUCUGAAAAAUCACUUAAGAAUAUAGCUACAUACAGUAAACUGAAAGGAUUGAGGAUUCACAAGUCCUAUCAAGACCGAAUGAAUUUCACAAGUCUGGAACUCAACGAGACAAGCAUCACUUUUUGGGGCGCUACAAUGGAUGAUUCAGGAUGUUACCUCUGUCUCUUCAAUACUUUUCCCUCAGGCUCUGUCUCUGGACGUACCUGCCUGAGUGUCUUUGGUCUCAAUGCAUCUGUCCACUACAACAUUUCUGAAGGUCACUUGGUAGCCGUCUGUAGAGCUGUUGGCUUCCCAGAGCCCACCAUCACCUGGAACGACUUGUUCGAUUCUGCUCCUACACAGGAGGUGGUCAGUCACGCCAGUGGGGUGGUGUCCAUCACCAGCACACUGCACAUCUCCAACCCCCAGAGGAUCCGGGCCCAGGACUUGAUCUGCAGAGUGAACAACACAGAGGAAACAAGGGAAUUGCCCGUGAGAAUUAACGGAGAAGAGGGACCCUCAUUACUUUGGCUGCUGAUUAUUGCUGUGAUCGUAACUGUUGUCGUAGUUGUGUGUUUGCUGUUCUGGAGGAAGAAAAUCUGCAGGAGGUGUUGAAGUGGAUCCUUGAGGCUUUCCAUUCACCUUCCAGAUCAUCAGAGCCCAGCAACCUGAAGUCAGCAUUAGAAAUAGUGACUUGACUGGCUGGAAAGAAGGAGCAAAAAAAGGAAAAGAUACAUACACUGCCCUAUCUAGACACUGAGUUAUCACUGAAAUGUUUUUUAUUCAGUCUGGACCCUUAAUCUUAAAGAGUAGGAUCAGAGGGACCACUUAGUCCUCUCCUGCUGUGCCAAAAUCUUCUUUGCUCGUGCCACUCAUGGUACUGCUGCUGUGGAAAAUGUAUUUGCCUUCUUCCAGUUGAGAUUUGAAAACACCCAUGGAUGGAAGCUCUGCAGACUCUCUGGGGACCCUCUUGCAGUGCCUGAUUGCUCUUGUAGUAGAGAGGGGUUUAAUUUUUGCCAACCUCUGUCUGCAAUUUCACUUGCAGCAACUCUGAGUUCAUCGCCCUCUUCCUGUGAUCUGGUUUUCCUUCUCUUCCCCAGCUGUUCCAGCUCCUCUUCCUCAGUGAAUGUGUCAUUGUGCCAAGGACAGUAUUGCUUAACUUUCUCCAAAAACACCUUCUGGACUCAAACCCACAGGACUCAAGGCCACAGGAACUCAAACCACACUGAAUUUGUCAGAAUUACUGGGGAAGAGCAAUAGGACUCCAAGGAGGUGACUGGUUAAAGAAAGUAGCAGCCACAGUUGGGAAAGAAGAAUUAUAUGUCAUUUACAUAUAUUUAUAAGUAUAUAAGUAUUGUACUUUAUUUGACCUUUCUAAUCCUGGGGUGGGGUUUCUUCUUGGUUUGGGGGGUUUUUGUUUCUUUUGGUUCAGUUUGUUUUUGGGGUUUUUGGUGUUUUUUUUAAAAUAAGUGAGGAGGAGUUGGAAACAAAGCCCAGCAGUGUAAGCAUUGUCAUCUCCACCCCUCCUUCCUUUUUUGCUGCCAUUCUCUCUCUGGUUAUUUUCUGUGCAGAAGGCAAUAUGGGGCAACUCUCCUGAUUCUCCCAGCCCUCCCAGGGGGCUGUGAAAGCAGCUCUGUAGGGCUUAGUUGCUGCCUGGGGUUAAGCCCUGACAUCCCCUGAGCACCUUCACAGGGUGAGGGUUGCCAAAGCCAAGCCUACCUCAGGGUGUACAUUCAGUGGCCCAUUUUACUGACAGGAUAGAUGGAAGGACUUUAGGGGGUCCUCUGGUGAUUUUUAUUCAGCCGAGGAGUUAAAUGCUUAAGGUUUUCCUUCUGUCUGAAUGUCACUGGAUUGGGAUCACUGCCGGUACCAUCUUUUGGGUUUGAUCAGCAUUUGUUUGUGCACCUGAAAUACUCCAUCUCUCCGAGUGUGUUGGACUUCCUAAGUGCCUUUUGUCUUGUGCUUUUUAUGUCAUAUGUUUACCAAGAGUACAGACUGUCAAUCUGAAACACCUACAGAGAGGAUUUAGGAGAUGCAAGACUUAGGACUCAGUGUUAGAACCAGUGUUCUGUUGUUUCCAGGGCAGUGAUAAAACUUUGUGUGUGCGUGUGUGUGUCUCAGUGUAUUAGUGAAGAUGUGAGGGAUGACAUUUGCACUGCUAUUGUAAGUGCAACGUGGAUUAUUUAUUUAUAUAUUUUACUUUUUCUAAUAAAAAAAUAAAUGUUUUCCAGCC
Messenger RNA from Manacus vitellinus (golden-collared manakin), 2497 nucleotides. RefSeq names its product OX-2 membrane glycoprotein. NCBI's taxonomy places the organism in Eukaryota, Metazoa, Chordata, Aves, Passeriformes, Pipridae. The record is from RefSeq and is a predicted model, not a curated record. Gene Ontology annotation, molecular function: cell-cell adhesion mediator activity. Gene Ontology annotation, biological process: negative regulation of macrophage activation; regulation of immune response. The coding region runs from base 121 to 879 and encodes 252 amino acids. The transcript is spliced from 6 exons.